Molecule: messenger RNA, 2956 nt
Organism: Xenia sp. Carnegie-2017
Lineage: Eukaryota; Metazoa; Cnidaria; Anthozoa; Malacalcyonacea; Xeniidae
Product: proline-, glutamic acid- and leucine-rich protein 1-like
Exons: 20
Coding region: 9-2438 (809 amino acids)
Biological process (GO): rRNA processing
Cellular component (GO): nucleus
Source: RefSeq, a predicted model, not a curated record
AAUUAAAGAUGGCGGACGUGAGCGUGUUGUUAAAGUCUUGUGGUUUGUCGCGAAAAGCUAGCAUCCGUUUACUUUUAGAAACUGCGGAGCACUCUCAGAUGCUUCAAGACAAGUCAGCUGCGUGUGAAUGGAUAGCAGAAAUGAAUGAUAUGCUUGGUAUUCGUAAAGACAGAUGGAUGGGUAUUUGCUUGCUCGCCUCAAUUGUAAAGCAAUGUCAAACUGAUGUUUUUCUUGAAAACUGUUUGUCAUGGCUCAAAUCACUCGGACAAAUUCUCCAGCAAGAGAAAGAAAAUGUUGAUCUUUGCAAUUAUGCUGCUGUGGUUUUAGAGAAGAUUAUGACAUUUUCAGUUCAGUUUUCAGAAAUCUCGAAGGAAACAUCUUUGACAUUCAUUCCUUCCUUCCUAAACAGUGCAGUUGGCAUUAGAGCGAUGGAUCCUGCAGUACAACUAAUUGUUUUAAAAGCGUGCGUUCAGUUUUAUCCUGGAGCUUCUGCUUCGUUUGCUAAGCGUGUGGAAUCUCUUAUUUUCGAUAUAUUUGACUCUGGGGACUGGACUCUAAUACAGGAAGCAUGUCGCUGUUUUGCCAUUUUACCAAGAUGUGGUGUUGUGCAAGUCUCCGGUGGUGGAGAUAAACAGACUUUAGCUUGGGAGAUGCAAUGGAAGAAAAUAUUAAGCACCUUGUUAGAUAUUAUAGGGGAACUAUACAGCACGUAUGAAACAGGUCCCUUACUCAAGAUAGAUUCUGACGUGCUGCAGUUGAAAAAAAUCUCUUUGGUUGAACCUCAAAGAACCGAAACAUGCAUUUUGCGAAUUCAAAUUUUACUAAAUUGUUUGGAUUUAAUGCUCAGAAAUAGUUUUUCUCAAGCAAAAUCAGUCAACAUCCCAUUGGAUUUAACUUCAAAAAUCAUCGAAAAAAUCCUUGCUGUCAACGCCAAGACAGUCAAAAAUAACAUGGCUUUGGAAUCUGUUUUAUUAAAGUUUUAUAUCGCUGCAAUACAUGAGUCGACGGUUAAAUUCCUAUCCUCGCUUAUCUUAUGCUGUGGAAUGAAUUUACUACCGUAUCAUCAGCAAAUCGCGAGGAUCCUUUUUUCUGAGUUGUCGUGGACUGAGUCCGAAGAAAAAAAAUAUGGUUCUCAACAAGAGUAUGGCAAACUCCGCUCUGUCAUCUAUGAGUGUCUGGAAUAUCUAGUGCAUGUGACGUCAUCUGUGGGUGAAAAUACUGGACUGGUGAAGAAAAUCAUUUCGCAUGUUCUAGACGACGUUAAACCAGUUGUAAAUACCACCAAGCUUCUUGCGGCCCCAACAUCAUCGAAGACGUCAUUACAUGGAAAAAAGGCGAAACGGAAACGCAUUCAAGAUGAUGUGACGCAACUUAGACAAAAGCAAAAAACCAACUACCAUGCAAACGAACAUUUAUGCUAUUCUGGUUUACGAGCGUUAAAUACGAUAAUUUUGAAAGGAAGCUUGGACAUUCCUGUUAAUAUCAUGAAGGAAAUACAGAUUUUCGUUGUCGGGCUUCUCCUGGAGUGCCAGCAAGUUUCAAAUUCUCAAUCUUACUAUCCAGUGCCAUAUUCCUCACCAGAAUGUCGGAAGAUGUUGUAUAGCGUACUUAAGAGUUUACUGUAUCAUCAUGAUCCACGAAAUCCACCGCCUUUACAGCACGCAAUUCUUAUCUUCAGUCAUGGAACACAGGAUGAAGACAUUGAGGUUUCAAGAUUUUGUUUCGAAGCGCAAAUGUUCUGUCAAACUCUUAUUCAUCCCCGUGUUCCUGUCUUAUCAAGACAUUUUCAUAAUGUAGACGAUCAAAACACUCGAGCAGAAGCGAUGACGGAUGCCACUGUUACAGCCAUUAGUCGUAAUGGUAGUGUGAGCGAAGAAACAAGUGUGAUCGAUCAGGAAAAACAAACUUAUUUUCAGGCAAAUGAUUCAUUCAAUUUGGCAGAGAGAAGUUCAACUGUGUCAUGUAAUGCUGCAAGCGAUAGCUCACAAAAUAACAUUGGUGAUAACAGCACAAUUACUGGAGUUACUAAUGAAGUAAUCGAUGAUCAGGCAACGAAAAUAGCAAAUGAUGAGAUACACGAUAGAGGUAAUCGAGAGAACUUUGGCCGGACAGAUGACGUUAAUUUUGAUGUAUCAACAGAACAUGCAACUGAAAAGGACAUCGACAUCGUGUUUAAUUCAAACAAAGAAUCUUCGAAUGAAUGCAGCGUUAAUGUACAAACAGCAAGUGCAGAUAUUGCCAGUAAUGAGUUGGAUCCUCCAUUAAAAAGGCGCAAGACUUUAAAUGAAGCUAACCAAGGCGUCAAAGAUGGCUCCCGAAGCUAUGAUGCUUUUAUAAAAUCAACAAAACAUAACGAAGAAGAAAUGUUAAAAUUGACAGAGGAUGAAACCAUGGCUGCUGAGAUGAUUUGUUCAUUUAUUGAUUCAGUUCCAGAUUAGGUGAUUUUCAUAAAAGUGGAUUUUGGUCAAUUUCACUUUUCUUGCGUUUACUGUUGUUUUAUAUAAAUACAAUGGACAGAGUGGGUAAGGUCACAGGUGAAAAGCUGGUUUAAAUUAAUGGACAAGAAAACAAUGUUCCCUUGAUCAAAAUUGUAGGUAAGUUUUAGCAAAAUGAAGGUUUGAUUUGAGCAUGGCUAAGAAAUGGCAGGAAAUUUCUCAACCCAUACGACCUUUUCAUUGAACAGAACAAUUUCAUUCAAUGAUCGCAUUAUGGAAACAUAACUACAACAUACAUCACCAACAAAUCUUAACGUUCAUGUUAUCAUUACUAGGUCCAUGUUAUCCAUAGGUAAUAAGUCUUUAAUUUAUCCUUCCUUAAAGUUACCGCUAGCAGCUUCCAUUACUUUAAGCUCAUAAUUAUGAGACAUAAAGUGUUUUAAAAGAACAAGAAAAAAAACAACAUCAAUGUAAAUAGUAAAACCGUAAAGUUGAACUCAUUGUCAAUCCUGUCACCAUCG